UUUUUAAAUCUCUGGAAAUAAUGCAGCAGUUUAGUUCGCGGGAGAAGUAUUUGGUGUCCAACACCCUUAACUGCUGGCCAGUGAUGCUGCAAGGUCAUCCAGUUCUCAUCGAUUUGCAGAACGAGACGUCUGUGGCCGGAGUUAUCGAUGUAGCCGACGGGCACAUGACCUGCGAACUCUCCAAUGCAGUUUUCAUCGAUCGUAAUGGAGGACAGCAUCCGUUCGAUCACUUUAUGGUGCGAAACCGCAUGAUCCGGCAGAUACACAUACCCACUCACCUAGAUGCAGAGCAGGAACUUCGCCAGGCCAUGGAGAGGGGUGUCCUGCGAAGGAAACGCAUGGACCCCAAGGGAGGAAAGCGUACUUUCAAGCAAAAACGAGCGGAAAUGCGGCACAAGGAAACCCUUCAAAUGAUAUCCCAACAAAAGGAAAGGACCAAGCAAGAGAUCUAGUCUAUAUACAUAUGUACAUACAUAUCACAAAAUCACUUUUAUUUAUUUAAAGAAAUACAUACCACGCUCUACAAAAUGUCUCACAUUCUUUUUUCAAAUUUAAAAUGGACUCCCAGCAGAAGACAAAUCAGAU
Molecule: messenger RNA, 585 nt
Organism: Drosophila rhopaloa
Lineage: Eukaryota; Metazoa; Arthropoda; Insecta; Diptera; Drosophilidae
Gene: Lsm10
Exons: 1
Coding region: 21-452 (143 amino acids)
Biological process (GO): mRNA 3'-end processing by stem-loop binding and cleavage
Cellular component (GO): nuclear body; cytoplasmic U snRNP body
Molecular function (GO): U7 snRNA binding; histone pre-mRNA DCP binding
Source: RefSeq, a predicted model, not a curated record